Coturnix japonica (Japanese quail) is the source of this 9299-nucleotide messenger RNA. The record is from RefSeq and is a predicted model, not a curated record. Lineage: Eukaryota; Metazoa; Chordata; Aves; Galliformes; Phasianidae.
UUUCUGAUUCUAGACAGCUUCCAGGAUGUAGACAGCAUCUCAUGUGUGACAAGUCAUCAGUGUUGUGCCCCAUGUCCUGUUCCUGGCACACCUCUUAGACCUGAACUGUCCCUGGGAUCCUGGGAAAUUGACAGCAUGUUGCUCUCAAUGUGACUUCAGGAUUUUCAGGCCCCCUUAUCUUGGGUAAAUGUGCUAAGGCCAAACAAGUGUCUGGCUGGCUCCACCUGCUGGACCCUGAUGAUGUGAACGGUACAGUGAAGCUUGACCCGACUCAGAAGGAAGAAACAUGUUGAAAACUGAAGCACUCCAUGUGUGUCACAGGGACAGUGAGAAAAGAGACAGGAACAUCCAUCCCCGGAAGGCUGAAGUGUAAAGACUAAUGGUUUGUUUGGAGUUACAUUAAUUACAGCUUUUCUAGUUGUUUUAGGACACGGAGAACAACCCAAACCAAUUAAAUUUACAAGGACACACAAAUCUAUAUAAUGUUGGCUUUUACUUUGGCAUGUGCUGGUGUACAGGAAAUGAGACUUUGAAGAUUGUAUUUAUCAGACUGAGAUAAAUUAAGUUAAUGAAUUAUACAUAAAACUCUACAUGGUUUCCCAGAUAGAGAAACAAAAGGGUUGCUUUUGAAGUAGCAGACCGUGAAGGAUAAUUUCAGACUUCUAGAACAUGUGUUAUUCACGCAUUCCAGGCAACAACUCAGUGGCUGAUGACUAAGGCACACCUGCUGGACUUUGAGGACUUCCUUCAACUGUCUUAUCACCCUUAUUAAAGUUCUUCUGCUCCUUAAAUUCAUCUCUUUUUCACAGAAAGAUAGAAAAAAUAUUACUUAUAAUGCAGGUUCUUAUUAGGCACUCUGUGUUACACAGAUUACUUUCUUUAAGUAGUCACAUACCUACAGUUAAGAAUGUGAUUUUCUGGCUAAGGUGCUCGAUACAUUUAAGAAAGUUCAUGUUUUUAACAAAGUCAUUGUGAGACAUCUUUUUAGGGGAAAAGAAACAAAGAAGGGAAGUGUGUUUCAUGGGAAUGGUGGUACUUCCCACUGAAAAGGGCUUUUGCUGUUGUUGUGACACAGCUGUCUCUAUAUCUGAGAGUGCUUCAGUGUUCUAAAACCAGACAGGACAAAUUGAGAAGCCAUGGAAACAGUGACUAAGAUGAGAAAAUAUUUGCUUUCCUCGCUCUCUGUUCUGCCAUGGUUGCACAAAUUCCUGGAAUAACUGGAAAGAAACUCCUAGAAAAUUUCAUUGUGAUUCCAAGAUUCUCCACAACUGAAGUAUAUUCUUUAAUGAAACCAUAGGGAAUACAGAUAUCAAGAAAAUGUGUGAAGAUUAACCUCAGUACAUAGAAUUGCUGCACUGUCUAGCAGUCAUAACUUCUAAGAGUUUAGUGCUGUGGACUAACUGAAGGUAGUUAAUUGCACAUUGUAGGGUUUACUGUAGGGAUGUCUCAUGAUCUUUUAAUUUUAUGGAAGAUGUAGUAACACCAGAUUUCUCCAGUUAAAGAGAAGUGUUUAUUUGCCUGCAGUCUGUGAUGCAAUUAUGUCUAGCUGCAAUAUAUUUCCAUUUGUAAUCAAAUAUUACAAAAGCACCAGAGAGGGACUAAGAUCUCAUUACAUAUAAAUAACCAUCUGUUAGAACCGUAAACCAGGAAGUGGAAUUAGAAACCUAUCAGUCUAUUACAAAGAGAUGAGGGGUAGAAAUUGGAGAACUGUGAAGGCUUGGACCAACUGGCAGCAUUAUGAUACCCAAACAGGUUGCUAGGUGCAGAAAUGUGAAGCACUGUAUACAAUCAGUUCAAGAAAUUGUUCUGUGGGUGUUUGAAGUUAUAGUGAAGUUUGACAUGGAAUGAAAAACUUUAUACAUACCUGCUCUCCAGAACUAGAUUCCUGGGGAACUCAUGUCAUGUUGUAGUUUUAUGACUUUGAGAAAGUGAUUUGUUGUUCAACCAGGUGAGAAACUGUUUUGAGAGAUGCUAAGCACACGCCAAAGGGAAUAGGCAGACAGACAGACAACUGCAACUCCCAAAAGGAAAAGGCAAAGCUCAGCUGGAAGACCUAGCCAUUACAGACUGCCAGGAUGUGUCAAGUGAUUCCUCGGAGCACUCCCAAGGUUACAACAACAUUGUUUUGAAGAUAUGUAGUUUACAGAAAAAGACAUCAGCUUUUCUUCACCCAGCAGAUACCAGUCCCUGGCAACCUUCAGUGUAUUUAUUCUCAUGGGUCAGAAGGCUUGGAUAGAGAAGACCUUUUCAAAAAGAGAAUGCAUUUAUGUAAUUGCCAACAACAAAGACAUUAGCAGGUGCUGCUGUGGCCAGCUCAUUAACCAGCAUAUUCCACCUCCUCCAAGUACAACAGCUAAUAAAAAUGGAGAAGAAACAAAGCAAGUGGAAGCUCAGCCAGAGAAGUGGUCUGUCAGCAAACACACCCAAACAUACCCAACUGAUGCCUAUGGAAACCUUGAAUUCCAAGGAGGAGGACAUUCAAAUAAGGCCAUGUAUAUCCGUGUGUCAUAUGACACCAAACCAGAUUCUCUGCUGCAUCUCAUGGUGAAAGACUGGCAACUAGAAUUGCCCAAACUCUUAAUCUCUGUCCAUGGAGGCCUCCAGAACUUUGAAAUGCAGCCAAAACUGAAACAAGUAUUUGGAAAAGGUCUGAUAAAGGCUGCCAUGACCACCGGAGCCUGGAUUUUCACUGGAGGUGUUAGUACAGGUGUCAUUCGUCACGUGGGAGAUGCCUUGAAAGACCAUUCUUCAAAAUCCAGAGGACGAAUCUGUGCCAUAGGAAUUGCACCAUGGGGCAUUGUAGAAAACAAGGAAGAUCUGAUAGGAAAAGAUGUAACACGUGUUUACCAAACAAUGUCAAACCCUCUAAGCAAGCUUUCUGUGCUCAACAGUUCCCAUACCCACUUCAUUCUGGCAGACAAUGGUACUCUAGGUAAAUAUGGAGCUGAAGUAAAGUUACGGCGUCAGUUGGAAAAACACAUUUCUCUCCAGAAAAUUAAUACACGGCUGGGACAAGGGGUUCCAGUGGUAGCCCUCAUUGUGGAAGGAGGUCCCAAUGUUAUCUCUAUUGUUUUGGAGUGCCUACGAGAAGAACCUCCUCUCCCUGUAGUGAUUUGUGAUGGUAGUGGACGAGCAUCUGAUAUUCUGUCAUUUGCACACAAGUAUUCAGAAGAAGGAGGGAUAAUAAGUGAAUCUCUCAGGGACCAGCUUCUAGUAACCAUCCAGAAAACCUUCAAUUACAGCAGGAAUCAAGCUCAUCAGCUGUUUGUCAUUCUGAUGGAAUGCAUGAAGAAAAAGGAACUUAUCACUGUGUUCCGUAUGGGGUCUGAAGGGCAACAGGACAUUGAGAUGUCUAUCUUAACUGCUCUCCUCAAAGGUACCAAUGCAUCUGCUCCAGACCAGCUCAGCUUGGCUUUGGCCUGGAAUCGUGUAGACAUUGCACGCAGCCAAAUCUUUGUUUUUGGACACCACUGGCCACCUUUAGGAAGCCUCACAGCUAGUGAUGGCACAGCCCCUGAGAAGGAAAAGAAAUCUCCAGCAGUUCAGACUAAAGCAGCCAGAGGGAAAGGAAAAGGGAAGAAAAAGGGAGGAAAAGUAAAGGAAGAGCCAGAAGAAGAAACAGAUCCAAGGAAGCUUGAACUCCUGAACUGGGUGAAUUCGCUGGAGCAGGCUAUGCUGGAUGCACUAGUUCUAGAUCGAGUGGACUUUGUGAAACUACUCAUUGAGAAUGGAGUUAACAUGCAACAUUUCCUCACUAUUCCUCGACUGGAAGAACUUUAUAAUACUAGAUUGGGUCCUCCAAAUACACUGCAUUUGCUAGUUAGAGAUGUGAAAAAGGGAAAUCUUCCACCAGAUUAUCAUAUCAGCCUGAUAGAUAUCGGUCUUGUACUUGAAUAUCUCAUGGGUGGAGCUUAUCGCUGCAACUAUACUAGAAAAAGUUUUCGGACUCUUUAUAAUAAUUUAUUUGGACCAAAGAGGCCAAAAGCACUUAAACUACUAGGGAUGGAGGAUGAUGAACCUCCUACGAAAGGAAAGAAGAAGAAGAAAAAAAAGGAGGAAGAGAUUGAUAUUGAUGUGGAUGACCCAGAAGUGAGCCGCUUUCAGUAUCCAUUUCAUGAACUGAUGUUAUGGGCUGUGCUGAUGAAAAGGCAAAAGAUGGCACUCUUCCUUUGGCAACGAGGGGAGGAAACUAUGGCCAAAGCACUUGUUGCUUGUAAGCUGUACAAAUCUAUGGCACAUGAGUCUUCUGAAAGUGAACUGGUGGAUGACAUCUCUCAGGAUCUGGACAACAACUCAAAAGAUUUUGGACAGCUGGCUGUUGAACUGUUGGAUCAGUCCUACAAACAUGAUGAGCAGAUUGCCAUGAAACUACUGACCUAUGAACUGAAAAACUGGAGUAAUUCUACCUGCCUGAAGCUGGCUGUGGCAGCUAAACACAGGGAUUUCAUCGCUCACACGUGCAGUCAGAUGCUCUUAACAGAUAUGUGGAUGGGGCGACUACGUAUGCGGAAAAACCCAGGCCUUAAGGUUAUAAUGGGGAUUCUUUUUCCUCCAACCAUCCUUUUCCUAGAAUUUCGCAGUUAUGAUGAUUAUUCUUACCAGACGUCACGAGACAAUGAAGAAGGCAAAGAAAAGGAGGAAGAAAAUGCGGAUGCAAACGUGGAUACAGGUUCCCGGAAAGGGGAUGAAGAGAAUGGAAAUAAAAAACAAAACAGCCUUCCAAUUGGAACAAAGAUCUAUGAAUUCUAUAAUGCUCCUAUUGUCAAAUUUUGGUUCUACACAAUAUCAUACCUGGGUUACUUGAUGCUAUUUAACUAUAUCAUCUUGGUGCGGAUGGAACGGUGGCCAUCUGUCCAGGAAUGGAUUGUCAUAUCCUACAUUGUGACACUGGCUUUGGAGAAAGUAAGAGAGAUUCUCAUGUCAGAGCCUGGAAAGCUGAGUCAGAAAGUAAAAGUUUGGCUCCAGGAAUACUGGAAUAUUACUGACCUGGUGGCUAUUUCAGUAUUUAUGAUAGGAGCAAUUCUUCGCCUACAGAACCAGCCUUACAUGGGUUAUGGAAGAGUAAUUUACUGCGUGGAUAUAAUUUUCUGGUACAUUAGAGUACUAGAUAUCUUUGGUGUGAACAAGUACCUGGGACCUUACGUCAUGAUGAUUGGAAAGAUGAUGAUUGACAUGCUCUACUUUGUGGUCAUCAUGCUAGUGGUUCUGAUGAGUUUUGGAGUCGCACGCCAAGCAAUCCUGCACCCAGAUGAGGAGCCUUCUUGGAGACUAGCUCGCAACAUCUUCUAUAUGCCCUACUGGAUGAUCUAUGGAGAGGUGUUCGCAGACCAGAUAGACCGUAAGAGUAGAAUUCAUACUCCUUGUGGGGACAAUCUUUACGAUGAGGAUGGUAAACGUCUCCCUCCAUGCAUACCAGGGGCCUGGCUCACUCCUGCUAUUAUGGCUUGUUACCUCUUGGUAGCAAAUAUUCUGCUGGUAAACCUGCUGAUUGCAGUCUUCAACAAUACCUUCUUUGAAGUAAAAUCAAUAUCCAACCAAGUCUGGAAGUUCCAGCGGUACCAGCUGAUCAUGACAUUCCAUGACAGACCUGUCCUCCCACCACCCAUGAUUAUCUUCAGCCACCUCUACAUAAUCAUCAAGCGAAUCUGCUGUCGCUGCAAGAAGCGUGAAGGAGACCAGGAUGAGCGUGACAGGGGGCUAAAGUUAUUUCUAAAUGAUGAAGAGCUAAAAAAGCUGUACGAGUUUGAAGAGCAGUGCGUAGAAGAAUACUUCCAGGAGAAAGAGGAUGAGCAGCAAUCGUCUAAUGAUGAACGCAUCAGAGUUACCUCUGAAAGAGUUGAGAAUAUGUCAAUGAGGCUAGAAGAAGUGAAUGAAAGAGAACAUUUUAUGAAAGCUUCUCUUCAAACAGUUGACCUUCGACUUUCUCAGUUAGAAGAGCUGUCUGGUCGGAUGGUGAAUGCUCUUGAGAAGAUGGCAGGUGUUGACAAAUCUGAGCUAACGUAUACACGUUCACGGGCUUCAUCUGAAUGUGAUGCUGCAUAUCUCCUAAGGCAAAGUAGUGUCAACAGCUCGGAUGGCUACAGCAUGUACAGAUACCAUGUUGGUGGUGAUGAGUUAGCAUUUGAUGACGGCACCACUCCAAUGUCACCAGCCAUAGGAUCACGUAAAAAAGUCCAUUCUGUUGGUACAAAAGAAGAUGGAGCAGACCCAAAGAUGCUGGUUCCAGAGCACCAUACCAGUCUCCAUUAUACUUCUAAUGCUAAUGCAGUGACCCCAGCAGAUUACAGUACAUCUGCAUUAGACGUUGCACAGAAUAUUUCCAGUCCCCAUUCUGGCUCAGGUGCUUUGGGGGAUGAAAACCAAGGGAUUUUGAAGAAGGAUGAAAUAGCUCCUCAAAGUUUAAACCGGAUGGAUGUUAUUAUGAACAGACAAUCAGUACCAAGAUCAGAUCUUCAGAAUACUCAGCUGAAAGUAGAACGGACCAAGCUAGAGGCAACCAUCUCUUAUCCCUUGGACAAAUCUAAAGCAAUGCGCUAUUUUCCUCCUGAAACAUUCAGUGCUUGUCAAACUACUAUGAUGAAGUCCAGGAGCUUUAUAUUUGCACAGGGUGGAAAGCUGGUUGGAGGGGUAAACAACUGGACAACAGAAUAUAGUACCAUCAUGGAUCAGGUGUGCCCUUCUACAAUUGAGCAGUGGGCCACAGAGUGGAAAUAUGAAGUUGAACAGCAACUUUCUCAAGAACGUCCUCCAGAAUACCCAGGUAUUAUCUCUGAAGCAGAAAAGCAAGCAGAACAGAAACAGUUACACAUGGACACAGAUGAUGACAGUGAUGUUGGUGAAGCAGGUCUUAGUGCCUCUUACGCCUCUAUGCCUGCCACUGUCAAAACUCAGACAGAGAACUUGUUAUCAGUAAAGCCAGAAAGGACUUCUGGGUUCCGGUCAGUACGAUCAAAGAGUUUGCACAGCCAUUCUCGGAAAGCCAAGACUAUAAAGGACAAAUUAAACAGACCAGGACAUGCCAGUAGCGUAACUAACUUAGUAGUGGCAUUUGGCAGUGCAACAGAAGAACAGAAAGCUAGACAGGAAAACGCGUCCACAGAAACUGAGUGUUGAAAUGACUUACAGCCCCUGAUUUAUUGACAGUCAAAAAAGUAGUGCAGCUAAUUGAAAAAAAGAUGGAAUUUUUAAUGAGUUUAUACAGAAUGAUGUUGCAUACAUUUGUUUCUCUUCAUUUUUGACUUAUCAGGUGCGUGUUCUCAAAUACAUUCUUGCUGGGUCAAGUGAAAGAGAGAUCUUCUCUCUAGGGCAGAUAUAAUAGCAGGCUGGUCUGCAGAUGGUAACAGCGUUAAUCUUUGUUCCAUUUCCACUUCUCUUGUAAACUCAUUUACUGAUAGAGUCUUUAUAAAAGCUCUUGAAAGGACAAGACAAUCAUUUAAUAAUUUAGGAAAUAUUUUUUCUUCUUUAUCAGAAGACUUCUUAAACUGCACCAAUUUUUAACCAGCCAUUGUUUUUAUCCUCACAGAGCUGGUUUCUUUGUGGCCAUUAUGUUUUCAAAUCAAAACAAAAUUGUUGAAUGCAUGGAAGAAUUAUGUAGUCCUAUUUCACUUGUUUCAUGCAUGCUUCUUAGGCAGUACUUCCAGCAAGGAAGAACACAGCAGCUUCUACCCAAUAGAAUACUGUAAGUGGAAAAAUACAAUUAUGUUUGGAAAAACCUGACCUGGAAUACUGUGCAUACAGGUAUUCUUGACCUGUCCUUGAACUUGGCUGACAUAGACUGCUUUCAGGAUCGUAUCUGUCUCUGCCCCAAAGCAUUCUGGCAGCCUUAAACUUUUGAAAAACAGUCAUCGUAGUUUCAAAAUGUUUAGAGAGAUUUUCAGUAUUUAAAGUAUAGGUUGAUUUCAAUAACACAAAUCCAAGAUCUGCAUUAGUGUUUUAUAUAAGCAGGGUAACGAUAGAAUCCCGUGGAUAGAAGGAAACUGUUUUGCCUACAAGAGAAAAAAACAAAUGGGAAAGGUAUUCUGAUCAGGUGAGAUCAGAUCACAGCCAAUCUGCAUUUGAAGUAAAUCUACUGUGACAAAUUGAUCUUCAGUUUUGCAAUUUCAUUAUGACAAUGCACAAGGAACAAGAGCUUCUGUGAGUCAGUUUCAACAAAAAAUACAUUCUACGGAUGAGAAGAGGAAUUCCAUGUAUUUCCUUGAGUCCAAAUCAAAAAGAAAUUUUGAUUAAAAAAAGCCCUCUCUACAGAGCAAGUAUAUUCUAUCACUCAGCAUCUAAGACUGGAAAUCCACACCUCUAGUUACAGUUAGCCAGAGCACUUGUCUCAAUGGUAGCAUUCCAUGUGCUGAGUUUUGAUAAUUUCCUUCCUAAUAGUAUGAUUUUUCAUUUGCCUCAUUCUUCUCUGCUAUAUUUUAGGAGUUUUGUUUUCCUAAAUAUUCAGCCCCUCUCUCUGCAGGAAACACAUAGAAAAGAAAGAAAAGAGGUUUCAACUGUGUUAAUUGUUCACAGAGUACCAGUCACAAGUUUACACUUAAUAACAGUUAGUACUCAUUCAUUAACUAUUUUUAAAAGACAGAGUUUCUUUUCUUCUCCCCCCCACAUCAGCUCCUCAUUACGAGCACUGCAGUACUAAUGCUGCAUACAGCAUACCAAAAUACAGAGAUUGAUGUGAGACUUUAAAAUGUACUGAUGGCACCAGAUUUUCAUUAUUUGUAUAAUAUUUUCUUACUCCACUUAUAACUACAUUUUGAAGCAUUGCUACCAUGCUGCUUGAUCACGGUGACCUCAUAGACGUUUCCAAAAGUUCAGUCAUGGUUACCAGACAUUUCUGCCAGCUUGGUCUUAUGAGCAUGUUUACUGGUUUCACUGUUACCAGAACAGUGUUGACAUUUGUUUUUCAUGAGGGCUUCUUUUUUUUUAUUCAAGUUUAGGGAACGUGACAUUUUAUAUAAACAGAAUGACAUUUGAAAUUGUUUCACUUCCAUGUUUACUUUUGUGUUACCUUUCUAUGCAACUACACAGCUAUUUUAUAUGCAUGGUUAAUAUAUCCUCCAAUUUGUCAAUGCCUUUUUAUUGUUUGCCUGCAUGCUCACCAGGAACUAAUUCAUCAACAAACACAAAGGGAUGCAGCUAUUCAGCACUUUGCUAAACAAGCAGAAUGCAUUGUGGACUGCAGUACAGUGUGUUGCAUGCCUCCUGUUACAUUGUGUUUAUAAAAUCCGCAUUAAAUCAUGCUUUGUUUGACCAGACAUUUAGUAACUUUGUAAUGCAAAUGAUAAAAACUGGCAUGUAGUUUUCAAACA